Biomphalaria glabrata is the source of this 741-nucleotide messenger RNA. RefSeq names its product beta-1,4-galactosyltransferase galt-1-like. The record is from RefSeq and is a predicted model, not a curated record. The transcript has a single exon. NCBI's taxonomy places the organism in Eukaryota, Metazoa, Mollusca, Gastropoda, Planorbidae. Bases 1 to 741 code for a protein of 246 amino acids.
AUGUUAUAUAACUACAAUACUCCUUACCAGUUGGUUCAGAACGUCGAGUUCAACAGAGUCCUUGGGGCGGAGCACUUCUUUCUGUACAGGGAGAGCGUCUCCAGCGCUGUAGACACCGUACUGAAACAUUAUCAGAGACAAGGCUUCUUGACCGUCAUAGAGUGGCCCAUUCCAGUAGGGGAAAUAAAAUACCACGGUCAGAAACUUAUAAUCAACGACUGCGUCUAUCGCAACAGGGGAGCGUCCAGAUAUGUGGCCAUUCAAGACACUGACGAAUUUCUUAUUCCACACCAGCAUGACAGCUGGACUGAACUUAUUGGCGCUUUAAAUAAAGAGUUUGAACUAAGUAGCAAAAGUCUAAGUGAGCAGCUAGGGACAUAUAUCUUACAAAGCACAUUUUACCAAGAUUAUCUAACCUCUUUGCAAUGGGAGAUAGUAAAAGAACACUUUUCGGUCAGCGAAGAGGAUUUCCAGAUGUUUGAGAGAUAUUCAUUAAAAGUGUUCUCCCAUUUAAAGAGAUUAAAAUUUCAUUUCGUAGGAGAACGACAGAAAUCUAUUGUCCGGCCGGAAACGGUCUUGUUCAAUGACGUCCACACCCCGAACAGAAAUCGUCCAGGGAUCGCCUACGUGAUGGUCAGCGUUGAUUUGGCUCUGGUCCACCACCACAGGAGGUGGUCCUCAACACAAGGCAAUAUUGUAGACGCUACAUCCUUAAAGUUCAAGGACCGCUGUCAGGACUGA